AUGGUCUACACAGCAUCGUUCGCUUUCUUCGAGGCGCUCUGGGAGUACGGCGUCAGCCAUGUCUUCGUCAACCUCGGGUCGGACCAUCCCUCUAUCAUAGAGGCUAUCGUCAAGGGCCAGAACGAGAAGAAAGGACAGUUCCCCAAGAUCAUCACAUGUCCCAAUGAGAUGGUCGCCCUCUCCAUGGCAGACGGAUAUGCCAGACUGACGGGCAAACCUCAAUGCGUCAUCGUACACGUCGAUGUUGGGACUCAAGGCCUCGGGGCCGCCGUACACAAUGCUUCAUGCGGUCGCGCACCUGUCCUUAUAUUCGCCGGCCUGUCGCCUUUCACCAUCGAAGGCGAGAUGCGCGGCAGCAGAACCGAAUACAUCCACUGGAUACAAGACGUGCCGGACCAGAAGCAGAUCGUGGCGCAGUAUUGCCGAUACACUGGCGAGAUCAAGUCGGGCAAGAACGUCAAGCAGAUGGUCAAUCGGGCCUUGUCUUUUGCCAUGAGCGACCCCAAGGGGCCUGUCUAUCUCUAUGGUGCCCGUGAGCCCAUGGAAGAGGAUCUGACACCCUACAAGCUGCAGAUGGACUACUGGCAGCCCGUCGAGCCGGCUGCUCUUCCUCCAAAGGGCGUCAAGACGAUUGCUGAAGCCCUAGUCAAUGCUCAGGAGCCGCUCAUCAUCACUGGAUACUCGGGUCGAAACCACGAUGCAGUGCAUGAGCUUGUGCGGUUGGCCGACAACGUCAAAGGCAUACGCGUGCUAGACACUGGCGGAUGUGACAUGUGUUUCCCGGCGAACCACCCAGCUUGGCUUGGUCUACGAUACGGUAAUGACCCCGCCAUCAAGUCCGCCGAUGUCAUCCUAGUUCUUGAUUGCGACGUGCCGUGGAUCAACACUCAAUGUCAUCCCAAAGAGAAUGCCAAGAUCCUUCAUAUCGAUGUUGAUCCCCUGAAACAGCAGAUGCCCGUCUUCUACCUAAACGCCAUACAACGCUACCGAGCUGACUCGUAUACCUCGUUGACCCAGCUCAACGAAUACCUCGAGUCGCAGCUCAAGGAAAAGCUUUCUAGCCAGCUCUUUAGCCAGCGGUGGUCAGCGCUGCAGGAGUCGCACAAGAAGAAACUUGAAGGCAUCGCUGGUGAGGCCAAGGUUGAUGAGAACGGCCAUUUUAGCACGCCAUACCUGUGUUCCCAACUCAAGAAGCUCUGCCCGAAUGACACCAUCUGGGCCAUCGAGGCCGUUACCCAGACUGGCUUUGUUGCGGAUCAGAUCCAAGCCACACUUCCAGGCUCAUGGAUAAACUGCGGUGGUGGAGGUCUUGGUUGGUCUGGAGGUGGCGCGCUUGGUGUCAAGCUCGCGACCGACACAGAAGGCAAGAAGCAAUUUGUAUGCCAGAUUGUUGGCGACGGCACAUACCUCUUCUCCGUCCCUGGAUCAGUAUACUGGAUAGCGCAACGCUACAACAUCCCCAUCCUUACUGUCGUACUGAACAACAAGGGCUGGAACGCACCGCGAAGGUCUAUGCUACUAGUACAUCCCGACGGAGAGGGCUCCAAGGUCAGCAAUGAGGAGCUCAACAUCAGUUUCGCGCCGACUCCAGAUUACUCAGGCAUCGCCAAGGCGGCAAGCGGUGGGCACAUUUGGGCUGCGCAUGCGAGUACUGCGGACGAGCUUAGCAAACUACUUCCAGAAGCCAUCAAGAGCGUACUCAGUGGAACAUCGGCAGUUUUGGACGCGCACCUCGAGGGACCAGAGGGCAAAUACGGAGGUGGUAAGGGUCGUCUGGGUUAA
Alternaria arborescens is the source of this 1782-nucleotide messenger RNA. RefSeq lists its product as hypothetical. Gene Ontology annotation, molecular function: magnesium ion binding; acetolactate synthase activity; flavin adenine dinucleotide binding. The coding region runs from base 1 to 1782 and encodes 593 amino acids. Gene Ontology annotation, biological process: L-valine biosynthetic process. The transcript is spliced from 3 exons. The record is from RefSeq and is a predicted model, not a curated record. Gene Ontology annotation, cellular component: acetolactate synthase complex; mitochondrion. Lineage: Eukaryota; Fungi; Ascomycota; Dothideomycetes; Pleosporales; Pleosporaceae.